GAAAGUUACAGUAGUAAAUCUCGAUCCGGCAAAUGAUUUUUUACCAUAUGAAUGUGCAAUAAACAUGGCAGAAUUAAUUACAUUAGAAGAAGUUAUGGAAGAAUUUAAGUUGGGUCCAAAUGGGGGAAUGAUGUAUUGCAUGGAAUAUUUGGAAAAAAACAUUGAUUGGCUUGAAGAAAAGCUAAAGGGCUUAGAAGAUUCUUAUUUUUUAUUUGAUUUUCCCGGUCAAGUUGAACUUUUUACUCAUCACGGGUCGGUUAAAAAUAUACUUGAGAGAUUGCAAAAGUUGGAUUACAGGCUUGUAACGAUUCAUCUAGUAGACGCACAUUAUUGUACUGACCCAUCAAAAUAUAUUUCGGCGUUAUUAUUAUCACUUGAGACGAUGUUACAGAUUGAGCUACCUCAUAUUAAUGUACUUUCAAAAAUAGAUAUAGUUGAAUCAUAUGGUAAAUUAGCUUUUAACUUGGAUUUUUAUACCGAAGUACAAGAUUUGUCAUACUUAUUAGAACAUUUGGAGACUGAUCCAUUCGCAAGUAAAUUUAAAGAAUUAAAUAAAGCAUUAUGUGGAUUAAUAGAAGACUUUAGUUUAGUUGGAUUUCAUACACUUUGUAUUGAUGACAAAAAUUCUGUGAUGAAUCUUGUUAAUGUAAUAGACAAGGCAAAUGGAUACGUAUUUGGCGGAUUGACAAAUGGUAAUGAAAGUAUUUUUUUAACUGCAAUGAGUGAUAUAAAUAGUUAUCAUAAUGUUAUGGAAGUGCAGGAAAGAUGGCUUGAUCAUAAAGAAAUAUAUGAUGAAUGGGAGGCUAAGCAAAAGCAACAACAGAUGGACCAGGAUAAAAAAUGA
Molecule: messenger RNA, 844 nt
Organism: Dentiscutata heterogama
Lineage: Eukaryota; Fungi; Glomeromycota; Glomeromycetes; Diversisporales; Gigasporaceae
Source: the annotation of a GenBank genome assembly